Pleuronectes platessa (European plaice) is the source of this 3004-nucleotide messenger RNA. RefSeq names its product matrix metallopeptidase 2 (gene mmp2). Bases 209 to 2185 code for a protein of 658 amino acids. Lineage: Eukaryota; Metazoa; Chordata; Actinopteri; Pleuronectiformes; Pleuronectidae. Gene Ontology annotation, molecular function: zinc ion binding; metalloendopeptidase activity. The transcript is spliced from 13 exons. Gene Ontology annotation, cellular component: extracellular matrix. The record is from RefSeq and is a predicted model, not a curated record. Gene Ontology annotation, biological process: collagen catabolic process; tissue remodeling; proteolysis.
CCUGGAGACUGCGCAGAAUACACUGGGGGCAGAAAAAGUGCCUGUGCAAGCAGAACUGAGAAAGUUCAUAGAUCGGAGGUGCAGGAUGUCCCGUUAAGAGGAAGAAGGGGAAAAAAAUCCUCCAGAGGAGCAGAGGCACCACGGGCUGACCCGCUGGAAGGAUCGUGCACGACAUUCACCGCUCUGCAGAUACACUUCACCUGGGAAAAUGGGUUUUCCGACGAUAUAUGGUUGUCGUCGGGUAGUUCUCAAAUUGUUUUUGCUUCAGUUUAUCGUCUUUCAAGCGACGUAUGCUGCCCCCUCGCCUAUCAUCAAGUUUCCUGGAGACGAUACUACCCCCACAACAGACAAAGAAGUUGCUCUGCACUAUCUGAAUAAGUUUUAUGGAUGCCCAGAAGACAGAUGUAACCUCGUGGUGCUCAAGGACACGCUGAAGAAAAUGCAGAAGUUCUUCUCUCUGCAAGAAACCGGAGAAAUUGAUGCCCAAACGGUGGAGAUCAUGAAGAAGCCUCGCUGUGGUGUCCCAGAUGUGGCCAAUUACAACUUCUUCCACAGGAAACCCAUGUGGCAGAAGAAUGACAUCACCUACAGAAUUCUGGGAUACUCUGUUGAUCUGGACGAGGAGGUCAUAAAUGAUGCUUUCCUCAGAGCCUUCAAAGUGUGGAGCGACGUCACCCCUCUCGUAUUCACCCGCAUCAUGGACGGAGAGGCUGACAUCAUGAUUAAUUUUGGCCGCAACGAGCACGGAGACGGUUACCCCUUUGACGGCAAAGAUGGCCUCUUGGCUCACGCCUUCGCUCCAGGGCCAGGAAUUGGCGGAGACUCCCACUUUGAUGAUGAUGAGCAGUGGACACUGGGAGAUGGCCAAGUGGUGAAGGUGAAGUUUGGUAAUGCUGACGGCGAGUUCUGUAAGUUCCCCUUCCUGUUCAUGGGCACUGAGUACAAGACCUGCACGUCCCAGGGACGUGACGACGGCUUCCUGUGGUGCUCCACCUCCUACAACUUUGAUGAUGAUGGCAAAUAUGGAUUCUGCCCUCAUGAAUUAUUAUUCACCAUGGCUGGAAAUGCAGAGGGUGCUCCAUGCAAGUUCCCCUUCAACUUCCAGGGAGAGAAGUACGACAGCUGCACCACGGAGGGCAGGGACGAUGGCUACCGCUGGUGUGCCACUACUGAGGACUACGACCGUGACAAAAGCUUUGGGUUCUGCCCUGAAACUGCCAUGUCAACAGUGGGAGGAAAUGCAGAGGGAGCCCCUUGUGCCUUCCCCUUCACCUUCCUGGGAGACACCUAUGAUGCCUGCACCGCAUCAGGGCGCAGUGAUGGCAAGAUGUGGUGUGCUUCCACCAAGAGCUAUGAUGAUGACCGUAAAUGGGGUUUCUGUCCAGACCAAGGCUACAGCUUGUUCCUGGUGGCAGCCCACGAGUUUGGUCAUGCCCUUGGCUUGGAGCACUCUCAGGACCCCGGAGCUUUAAUGGCCCCCAUUUACACCUACACAAAAGACUUCAGACUUUCUCAUGAUGACGUUCAAGGCAUCCAGGAGCUCUACGGUGGGUCGACAGACAAGCCCCUGUCUCCGACUCAAGGUCCAGUCACUCCCAUGGACAUCUGUAAGGAGCCAGUUGUCUUUGAUGCUAUAGCACAAAUCAGAGGAGAGACCUUCUUCUUCAAGGACAGGUUCCAGUUCAGGUCAGUCAACUUCAGAAGCAAGCCCACUGGCCCGAUGCUAGUGGCCACCUACUGGCCGGACCUGCCUGCCAAGAUAGACGCUGCCUAUGAAAACCCACUGGAGGAAAAAACUGUCUUCUUCUCAGGCAAGGAGAUGUGGAUCUACAAAGCGAGUGACUUGGAGAGUGGUUACCCCAAGAAAAUCUCCAGUCUCGGCCUUCCGGCAGACCUAACACAAAUCGACGCUGCCUUCAGCUUCAAGAAGAACAGGAAGACUUAUCUUUUCUCUGGAGACAAAUUCUGGAGAUAUGAUGAAGAUAAGAAGAUCAUGGACGCUGGCUUCCCCAGACUUAUUGCUGACUCCUGGAAUGGCAUCCCAGAUGGCCUAGACGCUGCCUUCAGUCUUAAUGACAUCGAUUACAGCUACUUCUUCAAAGGAAACCACUAUUUCAAACUGGAAGACAGCAGCUUGAAGAUUGUCAAACUGGGCGAAAUCACAAAGGACUGGCUCGGUUGUUGAGAGCGCCGAAAAUUUCGUACAACUUGCUGGUUCCUGUAAUGACGCCUGGCCUCAUGAGGACAUUGGCAUAAUAUCAUACACAACUUGAGGUUACUGCAGUGCACACCAUUGUAAGUUGUAAGUUUUUGUCCUGGCAACUAUGCACGCUUCUGUGUGAGACAUGUCCCUUCCAACCUGUAUAAUCAACCUCCAGCUUUGUAGAAAGGGACCUCGGGACCUUCUAAACAGGCUAUACAUGGGCAACUGGAUAUUACUGUGUGAUAUUGACAUUGUAUGUGUUAUGCUGAUGCAGAUUUAUUACAUUAUGUAGCCCCUGUUUUAUAGUUGUUUUUUUGAGUUGUUUUUUUAUUCAGACAUCAGGUAUGUCCACACUGCAUUGAACGCAGUGCUAUACUUUGUUGUGAGAUAUUGCCAUUUAAUGCAGAUUUGAGUCUGAAAGGCUGUGUUACACCAGAUGAGGAAUUCAUAUCAGCUUAGAAUUACUUCUAUGUCCAGUGUGCUAAGUGCAGUUUUAUAAAUGUAUCAGUUUUAAUUGAUACAAUUUCUCCUUGUUGAGCAAUACAUUUAAAGAAAUGAAUUUGCACAAUGUGUCUGACCGAAAAUGGUGCUUUAGAGUUUGCUUUUGCAUAUAGUCCUAAAUAUAUAUACAUAUACACAACUUAUAUUCAGUGUUACUGUGUCUGAUGGGACAACUUAGCAUUCUCUGAAUGUCAGAAAGUAGUAUUCGCAGACACACAUUAUUCUUAAUUUGGUUAGCACUUUUUAUAGGACUAUACAAGGGACCUAAACAAUAAAGAGACCAGAUUAUUGUCAUGGCAA